AAGUAGCUUUGUACCAAGUAUCUCGGUAUCCCGGUACCUACCUAGUACCCAGGCUACCCUACCUACAGGCUACAGAUACAUACAUAUGUACACAUGUAGAGUAUCUUGGCACCCAUUUGAAGUGGAAAACAACAUCCCCGCCCAACGCAGAGGUGCAAAGCAAAGACAACAAUUUACAGACCACACCCCUGUCGAAAAAAAAAAUCAACCAUCAUAGUUGAACAUAAAAGACAAGGACUCGCUGUUUGGUCAUUGUCUAUUUAACUCUUGGCCGGAAAUCGGUGCCUGACUCACACAACACAACGAAAAAUAAUUGCAAUCUAUUGCACCAUUACUACCUAUUACUAUAACACUACUAUAACACUAUAACACCAUUACCACAAUACAAAAUGGGUUCUACUAUCUCACCCUCGCCUUUCCACUCCCCUUCACAUCUCUACUCUACCACCCAACAACCCACACCAGCCUCACCAGCACCAAGGAGGAAGGUCAUGUCUAUUACCCAGACUUACUUUCUAGCCCACAAGGCACGAGCUAAGCUCUCUAGCGAAGCUGCCCGCCCUGAUCACAACCUUCGUCUACUUGUCGGUCACGCCAAUCUGUUGGACUCCCUGAUGAUCGACCUGGCCGAAGCUGAGCGGGAACAAGAGAGCUGGUUCAACCAAUCUGUCAGAGUAGCUACACCCAAGACGGAGCAAAGGCACGUGCAAUUCGCCGACAACGUAACUAUGGAGGACGAUUGGGAGGCCGACUCCUCGGACUCGGACAGUGAUUCAGAUGAGGAGGAGGAUGAGGAUAUCGAGAUGGCAGAUGCACUACCACUUCAACGGAUACCUUCCCACCCACACAUACCAUCCUCUCCCCAAUUACACACAAUCGAUGAGGAUGAUGACGAUUUCGAGGACGACGACGAGGACUUCGAGGACUACGACGCCUUAUCUCUCACACGAUCACCAUCCCACAUGGUAACGUCACCGCCUGAGUUAGAACUCGACUCGGACUCCUCAGAAGACGAAUCGAUGCCUCCAUCACCACCAGUAGCAUCAAUACCUACCUUCUCGGAGAAACAGAGGGAGAGCACACUCACAACCAAGUACUACGACCCGAGGCAAGACGAAGAUGAAGAAGAUAAUAAGGCCGACUUUUACAACGAAGGAUAUUACCUGCCGCCGCGAAAUACAUCGCGAGUAGUAUCCACAAUAUCGGUGUACUAGUUAGCUAUCCUACUAUCACCACCACCACCACCACCACCAUAACUACAACUACUAUUACCCCUUACGACCACAAUUACACCACUACUCUCUACUAUUAUCUUAUUAUUAUCUCUUCAUCAUGACUUGCAUCAGCAUCGGGUCCGGUUGACAUAAUGUGUUUCUUCAUCUGCAUC
Hypoxylon fragiforme is the source of this 1387-nucleotide messenger RNA. RefSeq lists its product as uncharacterized. NCBI's taxonomy places the organism in Eukaryota, Fungi, Ascomycota, Sordariomycetes, Xylariales, Hypoxylaceae. The record is from RefSeq and is a predicted model, not a curated record. The coding region runs from base 390 to 1214 and encodes 274 amino acids. The transcript has a single exon.